This is a messenger RNA of Quercus lobata, 1940 nucleotides long. Its product is annotated as flavonol sulfotransferase-like. The transcript has 2 exons. Gene Ontology annotation, molecular function: sulfotransferase activity. NCBI's taxonomy places the organism in Eukaryota, Viridiplantae, Streptophyta, Magnoliopsida, Fagales, Fagaceae. The record is from RefSeq and is a predicted model, not a curated record. The coding region runs from base 678 to 1736 and encodes 352 amino acids.
GGAGCUCUUGGUGGCCAAGUAAAAUCGUGAAGAAGAAAUAAUGGAGUUGUCAUUGUCAUGGCGAACGACCUAACUGGGUGGACCUGGAUCUUAAAUUUUGGGGACGCCUAAGAGAGGGAGCUCUUGGUGGCCAAGUAAAAUCGUGAAGAAGAAAUAAUGGAGUUGUCAUUGUCUUGGCGGAUGACCUAACUGGGUGGACCUGGAUCUUAAAUUUUGGGGCCGGGAAAUUAAGAACUUGUUUUGGAACUUUGUGGACAAGCUUAGCUGGAAAGAAAAAGUUGAAUGGCCAUUCUUCAGAUUUUGUCCUCUGAAACUUCAGACUUUAGUGUAGUCUUGACAUGUGUCAAUGUGUACAAUGAUGAACUCUACUUUGCAAUUUAACUAUUUAUAAUGCUGUUCUUUUUAUUCAGUUUUCACUCAACUCUCAUCUCUCUCUCUCACCGUCACCGGCCCACUCGAAGCUCAACGUCACCGGCCUACGCCCUUGAUCCACUCCGUCGAACCAAGCCGUUGACCCACUCCGCCGACCCACGCCGCAGACCCAUCUCGCUCACUCUCGAAGUCUCUGCUCUGACCUUGUCGUCACAGACCCACGACAAGAGCUCCUCCUCCUUGCAGUCGUUUUCACUUCAGGUAUACAUUUCCAAUAUAUUUCGAGCUAGCUAUAUUUUCAACCAAUGGAAUCCUCCUCUUCCAAAAUGAGCCAUGCUCCAGAAAGUAAUGAGAGACAAGAGUAUCAGUUUGAUUCAGAAAUCGAUAACAAACUCAAAGAGAUCAUGUCAAGCGUCCCAAGAAAAAAGGGUGCUGCCUUGACUGAUCUUGACCAAUAUGAAGGUUUUUGGUACUCUUUAGCCUGGUUAGAAGGGAUGUUACGGGCUGAAAAACAUUUCAAGCCUCAACCCAACCAAGUGAUCUUGAGCAGUUUUCCAAAAUCUGGCACAACUUGGCUUAAGGCUUUGAUCUUUGCCAUUAUGACACAAUCCCAAGUUAGUGAGCCUACUAACCCUUUACUCACAAGAUUAUCACAUGAGUGUGUACCCUUCAUUGAGACUGAUUUUCGCUCAAACUCACCAAAAUUGAAUCUAGAUGUUCCACUUAUGGCUACACAUAUGUCCUAUACUUCCUUACCAAAAUCUAUUAUAGAUUCUGGUUGUAAAAUUGUUUACAUAUGCAGGGAUCCAAAGGAUGUACUUGUGUCUACAUGGCACUUUAUUCACAAGGUACUAGUUAAUGAGGAAUUCCCAACCAUGAGAGAUAUUCCUUUGGAGGAUGCAUUUGAGUUCUUUUGUCAAGGAUUAUCUUUUUGUGGACCAUAUUGGGAUCAUUUAUUAGGGUACUGGAGAGCAAGCUCUGAAUCACCAGAGAUGAUAUUGUUUUUAAAGUAUGAAGAUUUGAAGAAUGAAACUGGAUAUUGGAUAAAGAAAAUUGCCCAAUUCAUAGGUUACCCUUUCUCUUUAGAGGAAGAAGAUAAAGGUGUGGUGCAAAAGAUUAUAGACCUAUGCAGUUUUGAGAACAUGUCUAGUUUGGAGGUAAGUAAAAAUGGAAUGAUGUUGUUCGAGAAUAAUGGAGUCAAUACGAUAGAGAUUAAAAACAAUACAUUUUUUAGGAAAGGUAAGGUUGGAGACUGGAAGAAUCAUCUCACACAUGAAAUGGCAAUGCAACUCGAUCAAAUAUUCGAGCAAAAGCUAACUGGUUCGGGUUUGACAUUCAACGUCCCACCCCCAUCUAGUAGAUGAGCAAUGCCACUUCCAUCACAAUCCGGCGACUAAAUAUAUUCUAGCACUAUGGCUGUUUCUAUUUUGUUUUCAUUAUUUGAAGGAUAUGUAUGGCACCAUUUAAAAAAAAAAAAAAAAUUAUUUUUCAUUUGUAGGUUGUAUGGAUAAUUUAGUCACUUGCAGGUGACUACAUUAUUAAUAUAUUUUCUAGUGUCUUGUAAGAGU